GAUAUUCAUUUAACAUAAUAACCUAGUCUUGACAGCAAUGGCCAAUUUUUUCGUGUUUUUCAUCGCUCUGGUUGCUGUAGCUCAGUGCUCAGUAGUACCAGUGGUCAAAGUAGACGAAGACUCUUCCAGCUUUGCUUACGAUGUAGCUGAUCCCAAUACUGGUGACUACAAAAGCCAAGUGGAGACACGUAACGGUGGAGUUGUUAGAGGACAAUACUCGCUGAUCGACCCUGAUGGCACCAAACGUACUGUUGACUACACUGCUGAUGAUGUAAAUGGUUUCAAUGCUGUUGUACGAAAAGACCCCGUUGUUGGUGCAUCUGUGAUUGCCGCUACCCCUGUUGUUGCGCGCACCAGUGCCGCUCCAGCAGUAGUUUCCACUGGUCCAUUUGUUGCUGCUGUCCGCACUGUUCCUGCCACCUCAUUUUACAGUGCCCCAUCUCCUGUGGUAGCUAGAUCUUAUGUGGCUCCUGGAGUUUACGCGACCUCUUCUCCAACAGUAUUCUCAACUCGUACACCUUCAUUCUACUCUGCAGCACCUUCAGUGUAUACUCUUGGAGUAUAUGCCGGUUAUUCCUCACCGUAUUACUCAAGUUAUGGAUACCCUACUUCUUCUUUCAACUACUUGUAAAUGUUAUAUAUGUUAAAUGCUAUGGCCCUCCGAAAUUAUAUGUUUUUACAUAAAUAUUAGUAAACAUUAAUAAAUUA
Messenger RNA from Vanessa tameamea, 708 nucleotides. RefSeq names its product larval/pupal rigid cuticle protein 66-like. The transcript has 2 exons. The record is from RefSeq and is a predicted model, not a curated record. Lineage: Eukaryota; Metazoa; Arthropoda; Insecta; Lepidoptera; Nymphalidae. The coding region runs from base 38 to 631 and encodes 197 amino acids. Gene Ontology annotation, cellular component: extracellular matrix.